Messenger RNA from Carya illinoinensis, 940 nucleotides. Its product is annotated as spindle and kinetochore-associated protein 2. Gene Ontology annotation, cellular component: spindle microtubule; outer kinetochore. The record is from RefSeq and is a predicted model, not a curated record. The transcript is spliced from 5 exons. Bases 116 to 625 code for a protein of 169 amino acids. Gene Ontology annotation, molecular function: microtubule binding. Lineage: Eukaryota; Viridiplantae; Streptophyta; Magnoliopsida; Fagales; Juglandaceae. Gene Ontology annotation, biological process: chromosome segregation; mitotic cell cycle; cell division.
UAUUUUUGGUCAAACCGAAACAUGUUGCUCCGCUAAGAAUCAAAAUCAAAAUCAAAACUCAGGGCCAAAGGCGGGGAUUUGUUCGAGUGAAAAACCCUAGAGAGAGAGAGAGAGAAUGGAGCACAGUUACGAACACCAUCAAGCAACGGACAGCUUGGUGAACCUCUUCACAAAGGCGAACCACGAUCUGACCGUGGUUCAGCACAGGCUCGAGAAGGAGUUUCAACAAGUGUACCCAGACAAUGCAAAUCCAAUGAAAUUAGUGUCUAGAAUAAAGAAGAUACAAGAAGAUCUGUUGACCUUGAAAGAACAGUGUCACGAACUUCUGGCAGCCAAACAGGAUUUGAUUGAUAAGGCUCAAACUACUCUUGUUGGGAACAGAAGUUUGCUGCAGCGGAUGCAAGCUUCUGUGGGCAUUCCCCUUACCAGUGAUUCUGAUGACCCUGCAUAUGCUAAUUUCAACCAGGAAGACAAGCUCAAGCUCAUCACCUUUUGGUCGUCAAAUUUGCAGGUCGUUGAUGAGUGGGCAGUUCAAGUCAGAUCUAGGACAGGGGAUGAGCAGCACAAAUCGGACUCUAAGGAUAUCAACAAAUUACUCUUCUCAGCUAUAGUUCAAACCAACUGAAAAUGCUGAAAAAUGUUCAGCCUGGCCAAGCAUAAUAUUGUAGUGUGACAUUAGAGCACAAAGAAUUGAAAAUUGUAGUGUGGCCAACAACUUUUGCGCAGAGGUGUUGUUGAUUGUAUUAAUUUAGUCGAUUUCAUGUGAAAAUUGGAUUGUUUAUGACAAUAUAUUUCUACUUGAAAAAAAAAAAUCAGUCUAGUUCGAACUUAUGCUGAAAAUGUAGUGUUUUAUCUAGAUCAGCUAGUUGAGCCAUAUGGAUUUGUGGAUAAGAAUUUUCUCGAUUUCACUGGAAAUGAAGAGUAAUUAUUUAGUACAAAA